Molecule: messenger RNA, 242 nt
Organism: Racocetra persica
Lineage: Eukaryota; Fungi; Glomeromycota; Glomeromycetes; Diversisporales; Gigasporaceae
Source: the annotation of a GenBank genome assembly
CCCGACAAUAUUUUACCGCCCAAGCCUAUAUUGAGGCCGAAUAUCCCAAACUUAUCCAAAAAAAUAUUAAGAAACUAGAUAUCAGCAACUUGGAUUUACCAGGAGAAUUAGAUUUGAGUAAUUUUACUAAAUUAGAAGAAUUAAAUUGUGCUAAUAAUUUACUAACUCGAUUGGAUUUAAGCGGUUGUGUUAAUUUAAAGAAAUUAAAUGGGGAUGGGAAUGAUAAUUUAAAAGUUUUCUGA